Molecule: messenger RNA, 357 nt
Organism: Rangifer tarandus platyrhynchus (Svalbard reindeer)
Lineage: Eukaryota; Metazoa; Chordata; Mammalia; Artiodactyla; Cervidae
Source: the annotation of a GenBank genome assembly
AUGAAGGUAAAUUUUGAGAAAAUGUUUCACAUUUUGCUCUCCCUGUUGAUGGACAGUUUGGGUACAGAAUUCCAGGUUGAAAAUGACUCCCCUCUAAAACCUUUGAAAGCACUGAUAAGAGUUUUUCUUUGCUCUCUAGGAUUGCUGGUGAGAAACCCAUACCAACAGAUUAUCAAUCUGUUUUUAGAUGACCUGUUAUCUUUCACCACUGGAAGCUUUUGGCUUUGUCAUGCUAAAUUCACAACAACAGGUCUCAUUGUUAUUAAAAUAAUUCCACCAAUUUUGCUAGGCAUACCCUGUUCACUAGAACCUGUGAAUAUGUUAUCUUACAAGGCAAAAGGGAUUUGGCAAAUGUGA